This is a messenger RNA of Clavispora lusitaniae ATCC 42720, 366 nucleotides long. RefSeq lists its product as uncharacterized. The record is from RefSeq and is a predicted model, not a curated record. Lineage: Eukaryota; Fungi; Ascomycota; Pichiomycetes; Serinales; Metschnikowiaceae.
AUGUUUGGCUUUGGUGAACACGAAGAAUCUUACAACGCUGUUUAUGGCGAAGAACACGAGGGAAAGUUUUCCCACGAGCUCGUGGCUGGUGCUGCUUCUUUUGGCGCAGUGAAGCUUUUCGAAGACAGACAAAGACGUGAAGGCAAGCCCGUGAGCCAUGCGUUUGCCAAAGAGCUUAUUGCCGGAUUCGUUGGAGGUGAAGUUGACAAGAUGUUCGAGACAAAGGGCUUGGACUACAUGGACAAGGAAAAGGCUAAAAGACAAGCAGAGCAGAUGGCUUUUGACGGCUACGACCAACACUACGGUAACGAAGACCAAUGGCACCCUGACACCGAGCCUCCUUUCGACUACAGAAGAUAUAACUAA